Medicago truncatula (barrel medic) is the source of this 1188-nucleotide messenger RNA. RefSeq names its product F-box/kelch-repeat protein At3g23880. The record is from RefSeq and is a predicted model, not a curated record. Gene Ontology annotation, molecular function: protein binding. NCBI's taxonomy places the organism in Eukaryota, Viridiplantae, Streptophyta, Magnoliopsida, Fabales, Fabaceae. Bases 1 to 1188 code for a protein of 395 amino acids. The transcript has a single exon.
AUGGCGCAAGGUAGCAACGACGUAGCUUCUUCUCUGUCACUCGCGGAGGAAACAACCAGUACUAAGAGGAAGCAAUUAAUUACUUCAUCAGGAGCACUAACAUCCCAGCCGCUUCCUACACUUCCAUUUGAUCUCCUGCCUGAGAUCCUUUGUAGGCUUCCGGUGAAGUUACUUGUACAACUUCGAUGCCUCUGCAAGUUUUUUAAUUCUUUGAUCUCUGAUCCUGAAUUCGCAAAGAAGCACCUUCAUUUGUCAACCAUGCGCCACCACCUUAUUGUAAGCUCCAAGAAUGACAAAUCACGUGAGUUACUUCUCUUUGAUUUCCCAAUUUCCUCUGUUUUUUCUUCCUCUAUUGGUACACAUACACAACUCAAUCUCCCUAUAAGUUUAAAAACUAAUGGAUACGGUAAACAUUUGGCGGUUUGCUCUUGCGACGGCAUCCUGUGUAUUAGUGCCACCAGUGUUGAUCAUCGUUAUGCUAUUUUGUGGAACCCUUCCAUUAGAAAAUUCAAGAUAUUGCCUCCACAAGAAGAUUAUCGAUGGAAAAGGGUUCUUGAUUCCUUCUAUAGCUUUGGGUAUGAUCAUUUCAUUCAUAAUUAUAAGGUCAUUGUUAUUUAUUUAUGUAUAAGAAGCAAAACAAAUGAAGUUUGCGUUCAUACGUUGGGUACUGAUAAAUGGAGAAGGAUACAUGACUUCCCAUUUUGUGGUAUCAUUCGUGGAUCAGGAAUAUUUGUGAGUGGUACUGUUAAUUGGUUCGCAUUUGAUGUUCCUAAUAAAUGUUGUCGUGAAAUUGUUUCUUUUGAUUUGGAGAAGGAGUCAUAUAAAAUUCUUUCGCAACCUAACUUGGAGAAGAAGUCAUGGAACUUGGGAGUGUUGAAGGAUUGCUUGUGCAUAUUUUCACAUAAUGAUAUCUUUGUGGAUGUUUGGAUUAUGAAGGAAUAUGGAAAUAAAGAGUCUUGGACUAAAUUAUACAAUAUCUCUUAUAUGGGAGUUCCUAUUUCCCAUGCCUAUGGCAAUGUUUUAUAUAAUUCUGAAGAUAACCAAAUGCUUGUGGAUUUAAUGAGGGAAGGUAACAAACGAAAGGUCGUUUUGUACAAUUCAAAAAAUGGUAUUUUGAAUUUUCGCGAGAUUGAAAUCGGUCAUUUGAUGAGCCCAAAUGUCUACAUUGAGAGUUUAGUAUCUCCCUAA